Stylonychia lemnae is the source of this 249-nucleotide messenger RNA. The record is from the annotation of a GenBank genome assembly. Lineage: Eukaryota; Ciliophora; Spirotrichea; Sporadotrichida; Oxytrichidae.
AUGUCAUAACUAUUGCUAGGGGUUAAUGUUUAUCCAUCAUAGGGGAAAUUUGUUAUAUUAAAAGAUUGCUAUCCUUACCCUAUGUAAAACGUGAAAUUACUCUAGAUAAUUGGAGAGUUGAACAAGUAGCAAUUAUCAUUGGUGGGGAAUAUAUCAGAUAUGUUUUUUAUGGUUAAAUUUGUUUAUGUCGCUGAUACAUAAGUUGGAGUUUAAAACGAAGAUGGAAAUUCUUAUUUGAGAAAAUAAUGA